Messenger RNA from Peromyscus leucopus (white-footed mouse), 2899 nucleotides. RefSeq names its product MAX dimerization protein 1 (gene Mxd1). Gene Ontology annotation, biological process: negative regulation of transcription by RNA polymerase II. The transcript is spliced from 6 exons. NCBI's taxonomy places the organism in Eukaryota, Metazoa, Chordata, Mammalia, Rodentia, Cricetidae. The record is from RefSeq and is a predicted model, not a curated record. Gene Ontology annotation, molecular function: RNA polymerase II cis-regulatory region sequence-specific DNA binding; protein dimerization activity; DNA-binding transcription factor activity, RNA polymerase II-specific. Bases 399 to 989 code for a protein of 196 amino acids.
UCUUGUUCUGUAAUCCAGGCUAGCCUUGAAAUUGGGACAGUCCUGCCUCCAUCCCUUGUGGCUGGGAUUAUAGAUAUGUCACCAUGCCAGCUUAGACUUAGUCAUUUUGAUUCUUGGUAGUUUAAAAGCCAGAAGAAGGAGAAAUUAAAGCUUUGGAUUUUUGUGUAUUCUUCAUUUCUCCCCAAAAUAUCACUUACUAUGUUCCCUCAGAAACAAAAGUGAUACAUGUUUACUUUAAAAAUACUUAGGAGAACCAGACAGCAGAAAAAAAGCCAAAUUUCCCUGCAAUCUACUCCAGAAACAUUUUGUUGUGUGUCUUUUCAGGCUCCUAUGGAAGUGUAUUUCUUAUCCCACCCAUGGAAUAAUAUGUAAAAGAAGCUGAACAUGGGUAUGCCUCCAUGUUGCCGUACAGUAGCAAGGACAGAGAUGCCUUCAAACGGAGGAACAAGACCAAGAAGAACAGCACCAGUAGCAGAUCAACCCACAAUGAGAUGGAGAAGAACAGGCGUGCUCAUCUCCGCUUGUGCCUAGAGAAGCUGAAGGGCCUGGUGCCGCUCGGCCCUGAGUCAAGCCGACACACCACACUGAGUUUGCUGACGAAAGCCAAACUGCACAUAAAGAAACUUGAAGAUUGUGACAGAAAAGCUGUCCACCAAAUAGACCAGCUUCAGCGAGAGCAGCGGCACCUGAAGCGGCGGCUGGAGAAACUGGGCGCUGAGAGGACUCGGAUGGACAGCGUGGGCUCUGUCGUCUCCUCAGAGCGCUCUGACUCAGACAGAGAAGAGCUGGACGUGGACGUGGACGUGGACGUGGACGUGGACGUGGAGAGCACAGACUACCUCACUGGGGACCUGGGCUGGAGCAGCAGCGUGAGUGACUCGGACGAGCGAGGCAGCAUGCAGAGCCUGGGCAGUGACGAGGGCUAUUCCAGUGCCAGCGUCAAGAGAGCCAAGCUCCAGGAUGGGCACAAGGCAGGUCUUGGGCUAUAGGAGAGGGCCCGCAGGUCCUCUCCACCACACCUGAUUAGGUAGUGUACCAAACCUGCCCAGAUGCCCUUGCACGCAAACCUCACGUACCACCUUGACCAAAAUCAGCUGUCCGUUUUGCAGAAAGCACGUAGGGUUGCGGUUCUGAGUGCGUUCCGUCGGUAGCUUCUCUGUCCCUCCACGUCAGCGCUGAGAGACCGUACAUUCCAGUCCAUUUGAAGAGCCCAAGGACCCUCAGCCCUAAGCAAGUCUCGCCUCUCAGCAGCCCCUGUGACCCGUCCUGCAGCCGGCCAGGCCCUUCUUAGUUUUCUGGCUCAUGAUGGUACUCGCCCAGGAGAGAAGUUCGAGCUUUGUCUGGCACAUAGGAAACCGAAGCAAACGAACUUCUCAAAGGGAACUCAGUCUCAGAAAUCCCAAAGGAAGCUUUGAAAGCAAAACUGAAGAGCACUGAGAAGCCAGGGAUACCUCCAGCAAGCCCUGCUGCGGCCAGCCGCGGUGCCUCAGGGUCCCCGCUUAAGAGCGGGCGCUCAGCAGCUCAGGAGAACAGUGUGCCCCUGCGUGCUGUUCUGGGGGCCUGGCUGUGUGCUGUGUCUCAAGGCACCCCCGCGCCCCAAGUUUGUUGAUGCUACUUGUCUCUGGAACAUUGUCCUACCUCAGAGAUAGCUGAGAUCUCCAUUGUCCACACAACAAAAGUGAUUACGCUUCUUUGUUCCCGGCCACUCCAACCUGUUUUCCCGUUGGACGCCCCAGCAAUAACUGAUUCGCCCUGGCUGAGCUAGUGGCCACUGUCUCUGAGAGAAAGGGGCCACAUUCCUUCUCUGUGGCAAGUGAACAGGAGGGUCCCUGCGUCACCAAAACCUCCUGCUCAGUUAUUUUUGGACACAUCUGGAAGCUUCCUUCUGGAGACUUCUGGGUGAUGGCUUAAAAGGAUGAUUUUUUUUCCCCUUGUGGCAUUUUUAUUUAAGCUAAACCAGAGCACAUGUGUAUGUACAUAAGACACACAAAACCUAUAAAUACUAUUUAUUCAUUUUAUAUAAACUAAUGUAAUGGAAUAUAAAUUCUUAUGACUGCUUUUAUAGAUGUUCUAGAAACUUUGUAUGUAGCUGUCUACAAAUUAGUUCAUUCCCCUGAAUAUUUUUGCAUUUGUAUUUUGAGGUCUGGAUGUUUUCAGCCUUUGGUGAAUCUUUUUCAUUGAGUCUGAACCAUUUGUAAAAUCUGUGCCCUGCUCGGAGCCAAGUCCGUGUCAUGGAGUAAUGGAACAUUCCUGAGAUCCACAGGUGCCACCUAAAGGCUCCAUGGCUCACUUGGCAGCAGGGCAGCUGCACAGUCCCACACCUCUCCUCAGAUCCAAACAGACCCUGGCAGAGAGAGCAGUCCUGACCACACAAGGUCACUCUGUGGUCUGUGGAAGUCAUGGCUUCCUUAAUGAUCCUGAAGUCCUGUUUUUGUGCCCCCCACCCCCUUUGGAGUGUUUCCCAAAUACCAGCUGAAAAUUAGCACAGAACCACAGCUUGGGUCAUUUGCAUUUAUAAAGUCCCUUCCAGAGUCUGAGUGAGUGACGGUGUUCAAGGAGCUGGCCAGGUCUGUCCUUUGUCUAGAAGACACAGCUGUGCCUUGAGGUCCCCUCCAGUCCCCAUGUGCUAGACCCUGAGGGCAUUGUGUCUGCUCACUGCGUCCAAGCCAUCAGAAAGUCAAGGCCAAGGGAGAAGCUUGUGGGCUGCACGGGGCGGGGAGGGGACAAAACCUGUGCACAUGUUCAUUUCACUCAGAAGGUGUCUGAGAGACACCUUUAUUUUCUGUUUUCUUUGUUUCGCCUUUGAGUUAAACUGCUUUUUUUUCCUUUGUACUCUCUUUUUUUUUUUUUUCAAUUGAAAUAUGAAGUGUACUGUCUCAACAUAAAGCAGCAUCAUUUG